Lucilia cuprina (Australian sheep blowfly) is the source of this 1075-nucleotide messenger RNA. RefSeq lists its product as uncharacterized. Bases 62 to 394 code for a protein of 110 amino acids. Gene Ontology annotation, molecular function: protein binding. The transcript is spliced from 2 exons. Lineage: Eukaryota; Metazoa; Arthropoda; Insecta; Diptera; Calliphoridae. The record is from RefSeq and is a predicted model, not a curated record.
AUAUACGUUUUUGAUAUAAAUAGUAGAAUUCCACAAAUUCCAUCAAUACUAACUAUAUACAAUGUCUGAUAUUCUACGUUUAAAAUUAGCAAGGAAUAAUAAAAUAAAACCUAUUAAGCGCCUAAAAAAAUCGAUAAAAAAUUUGUAUUACAUCAACAUCACCAAAUUAUACACUGAUAAUCUUUCACUAUUUCGACAUUAUUUAAGAAAUGGCGAAUACAGUGAAGAAAUGUCUGCAGCAUUAAAUGAGUAUCGGGAAAAUCUACUUCACUUGACGUGUCAAUAUAAUGAACCACAAUAUAUAAAACAAUUGAUUGCAUUAAAAUGUCCAAUUUUCAAACAGGAUUUCUAUGGAAGAACCCCACUACACGUUGCUAUACAAAAACAACACUAGGAAUGUAUUGAUGAAUUUGUACAAAUAUUAAUAUCAGUAAUGAAGCGCACUCAAGGUAAUGCCGACGAAGUGGAACUUAUUGAAAAUUUAAGAAAAAUGUUUGGAGUUUAUAAUCAUGAUGGCUAUACAAUUUUACAUUUAGCCGUUUUAAAAAAUUUACCGAUGUUGGUGGAAAUAAUGUUGGAUUUUUGUUUAAAAUUCAAAAUAAAUAUUUUAGAUAGAGAAGUUCUAGGUUCGGUUGAUUCAAUAUUACAUUUGGCAGUUAAAAACAAUUUUAAAGAUAUUGAAAAUAUUAUUGUUGAUAAAAUAAAAGAGAGCAUUAACCAACCGAACUAUAGUGGAGCUACAGCAUAUAAAAUCAAUACAGAUGAUGAUCUGUAAAAGUGAAACAGCUGUUCCCAUCUUACUUUGUUAUUGUUUUAAAACCAGUAGUGUAAAAACACAAAAAAAAUAUGAAUCAUACGACUUUUAUUCUCUUUUUGGUUAUACGAAUGGAAUUUCAUUUUACUGCUUCAUUAGACUUUACGUACAUAAAGUGUGAUCGUCUGAAUGACCCUUUAACAAUAUUUAAAUUGAAAUUUUGUAACAAAAAUAUCAAGUUUAAAACUAUUAUUUAUUCACCAUGUAAUUAGUUCUAUAUAAGGAAACAUAAAAUAAAUUAAUUGAUCUCAAACAUUUAAA